CCCAUAAAUUGGAGAGUGCUUGCCUUCAUUGUUGCAUACACUUUAUGAUUUCAAUUUCUUGCUUUUGGUCUUUGUCUUCAUUCUUGAUUCUGUCAUUUUGUUCACUUACCAAGAUUGCUAGUUAUGGCAGAAAUCUCAGAAAAUGGUAAUAAUCAUGGAGUUAUUUUGGAUGUCAAAGAUGAGAAUCUCCCACCAUCUUCUAAACAUUCAAUCUUGAGCUUCUCUGUACCUUUCAUGCAAAAGUUGAUAGCUGAGGCAGUGGGUACAUACUUUUUGAUAUUUGCGGGAUGUUCAUGCAUUGUUGUAAAUAUGAACUUUGACAAAGUGGUGACACUUCCUGGGAUUGCAUUAGUUUGGGGCUCAGCUGUGAUGGUUUUGAUUUAUUGUGUUGGUCAUAUUUCUGGUGCCCAUUUCAACCCUGCUGUCACCCUUGCUUUUGCUACCAGUAAAAGAUUUCCCUGGAAGCAGGUGCCAGCUUAUAUAGUAUGCCAAGUUGCUGCUUCGACAUUAGCUGCCGGAACAAUUCGGUUAAUUUUUACGGGCAAGCAGGAUCACUUUACGGGAACGUUGCCGGCAGGAUCGGAUAUGCAAUCCUUUGUGGUUGAGUUCAUAAUCACAUUCUAUCUCAUGUUUGUGAUGUCCGGUGUCGCCACUGAUAAUCGAGCUAUUGGUGAACUUGCCGGACUUGCAAUUGGCGCAACCAUUCUCCUGAAUGUGAUAUUUGCAGGGCCGAUUUCAGGUGCAUCAAUGAACCCAGCAAGAAGCCUGGGACCAGCAAUUGUAUCACAUAAGUACGAAGGGUUGUGGAUAUAUAUAGUGUCUCCAAUUAUGGGUGCACAAGCUGGUGCAUGGGUUUAUAACAUCAUUCGAUACACUGAUAAACCUUUGAGAGAGAUCACAAAGUCUACUUCUUUCCUCAGGAACGCAGGACGUGUGCUUGACAUUUCACACUAAUAAUAGUUAAACUUUUAUAUUUUAAAAAAUAAUAAUUAAACUUUUAUUUUUC
Mercurialis annua (annual mercury) is the source of this 1006-nucleotide messenger RNA. RefSeq names its product aquaporin NIP1-2-like. The record is from RefSeq and is a predicted model, not a curated record. Gene Ontology annotation, molecular function: channel activity. Gene Ontology annotation, biological process: transmembrane transport. Lineage: Eukaryota; Viridiplantae; Streptophyta; Magnoliopsida; Malpighiales; Euphorbiaceae. Bases 124 to 954 code for a protein of 276 amino acids. Gene Ontology annotation, cellular component: membrane. The transcript is spliced from 5 exons.